AUGCCUCGCCCCCGUUCCGGCCGUCGCUUGCUGCAUCGUCCAACUGGUCGUUCUUCUCGAGAAAGCACACGAUUACUAAGCAGCCGACAUUUGCUGCUGUUGCUGUUCGUGGGAUGCUGUGUGGUCAUUUUGUACCAAAGCCUGAGCCUGAGUGGAAAAUUGUCUACUGAAAGUUACUCCAGUUCCCUCAUGACCAUUCCAGAACAAACGGAUCCAUCCAGAAGUCUUGCCACAUUUACCCAAUCCACUGAAAGUGACCCUGAAAUGCAGGCAGCAGCCCUGGAAGUCAAGACCAAGCAACUGGCGAUUGAUCAGAUGGAAAAGCAACUGGCUGCCAUGAAGCAAGAACUCUUGGAAGCUCAACAAAAGGUGCAAGAAAAGAAAGGCAAAUCUGCAGUUGCAGUUGCAGCAGUACCACAAGCACCAGCCUAUGAUUAUGAUUAUGGUGGUUUCCCCCAGUUCCCCACCAGCUUUCAAGACUAUGUUUCCAUGGAUCCCCAAUGGGAGAAUCUAUGGGAUUCAUCCACUAUGAUUCCAGAUUGGCUCAAGCAGUACUUUCACUGGCACAAACAGCAGCGAGCAAGAUUGACACCCGACAAUUUUGCUGAGCAACGAUAUUUGGUCAUGACAUGUCUCAAGAAAGAAAAAUGCGGUGGCCUCACGGAUCGAUUACGGCCCGUCGUAGCGACCUUGCAAGUGGCACAUCUCACCCAACGAUUAUUCUUUAUUUACUGGGAACGACCCUUUCAUUUUGAAGAAUUUCUGUUGCCGCCACAAGGAGGAGUCGAUUGGCGCAUGCCUCGUGUUUUACGAACGGAACUCUACAAAACACAACGCACUGGAAGUUUGGACUUGAAAUUCUACCAAAAACCUGAACCCAUCAUCAUGUCCACCAUGUUUCAAAGCUGGCACUAUGGAGAAAACAGUUACAAUGAACGCAAACAACCAGACGAACCAGAAGCCAUUCAGGUAUUUCGGGACGUGUGGAAUGUCAUGUUCACACCCUCUCCUCCAGUGGCACAAAUGAUUGCCGACAGUUUUGAUCAAUUGGGCAUCAUUCCUGGACAGUAUUCCACGGCACACAUUCGGGCACUGUACGGAAUUGAAGCACGAGGAGAUCGAGAAAUCAAACAGUUGGUCACGAAUGCUUUGAAUUGUCUCUCUCAUUUGCAAAGUGGGGGACCGUACUUGGUCGCGGCUGAUACAUCUGCCGUCAUUCGACUCGCCAAGGAAUAUGCCGCCUUUCGUGAUGUCACGGUCGUAUUUCCUCCUCACGAAGAGCAUCCACUCCAUCUGGGCUUGCACAAUGAAAGUGAUACAUCCAUUCGUCCCAACAAUUUCUACAGCAUUUUCAAUGAUAUGUAUUUGAUUGCUGAAACACGAUGUACGGUGGUGGGACGCGGUGGCUUUGGACGAUGGGGAAUUUUGUUGGGACACGAACCCACGUGCCAGAAAUUUAGCAGUGGAUUCAAGGCACAAGUCUGCGAUUGGAGGGAUCCAGCACCCAAAAUGCCAGAGGAAUUGGAGGCACAGGAACAACAGCAGCAACAGCAUCACAGAGUACACGCCAAAAUGCCAUUCCGAAAACCCAUCAUUGAAUCCUAA
Molecule: messenger RNA, 1605 nt
Organism: Seminavis robusta
Lineage: Eukaryota; Bacillariophyta; Bacillariophyceae; Naviculales; Naviculaceae
Source: the annotation of a GenBank genome assembly